Molecule: messenger RNA, 1815 nt
Organism: Debaryomyces fabryi
Lineage: Eukaryota; Fungi; Ascomycota; Pichiomycetes; Serinales; Debaryomycetaceae
Exons: 1
Coding region: 1-1815 (604 amino acids)
Biological process (GO): cell wall organization
Cellular component (GO): fungal-type cell wall; cell surface; extracellular region
Molecular function (GO): 1,3-beta-glucanosyltransferase activity; glucan endo-1,3-beta-D-glucosidase activity
Source: RefSeq, a predicted model, not a curated record
AUGAGCAGCCAGUCUGAUUCUUACGAAGAAAAUGGUAUAAGAAACGAAAGUUCACCUGAGCCAACUCAUUCCGAACCGUCAAAUGAGUUGAACAAUAAGUCUCUGAACAAAAGCGAGAACCAAAGUAAGAUUUCCAAGUUUGACGAAUCCCAGAAAAAAGAUACCUCCAGCAAAAUAUCAGAUCAAAUGCCAAGUGGUUCAAAUGAAACUCUUAGCAAUGUAAUAUCUAGUGAAAAUAUAGAUGAGCCCUUACAUAAAUUCAAAAUACAUGAAGGUGGCCCAUCAGGGAAUAACAGAAAUCCUCACGAUGAAUUAGCUGAGUUAAAUCAAUACAUUGAAAACUAUAAGAUUGAUGCAGUUUCGCCCCUUUCUAAUGAAACACAGACUUUAGCUAGUCCUCAAGAGUCUCCUCCGAUUCCAGAGGUUAUUCCCAAGGGAAAGCCACCUUUUAUCAAGUCAAAGCUACUAGAUCCUAUUGGACGAUAUCCUGACGGUAGGUUUCUAAAUACAAUAUUUCAGAAUUCAGCUAUAAAUAGUAGUAAGAAAGACAAAGCGGAACCAAGAAUUCAAGGAGAAACAAAUCUUUCUAAUUCUUCUAGCUUGCUGAAUGAGAAAGAUCCAAAUUGGUUGCAAAAAAAUAAACAUCGUGUAACAUAUAGUUCAUUAUUUCUACUCAUCUUAUUAUUACUUAGUUGCUUUAUCCCAAUUAUUGUUACUUUAUAUAAUGGUACGCAACAUACUGUUCAUAAUUACUUUAGAAUGCUGAACGAAGAUGAACGUCUGAGAAUGUUUAAGUCUUUGAUUCAUGAUUAUGGAAAUUUAGAUGAAAGCAAUAUCACAAGGAUGUCACGAAACCGAUCCAAAGGUGCUGAUUUAGCAGGUUAUAACACUUUAAAUGGUAUUAAUCCUAAGUAUAGAAAUGAUCCUGAGAUUGUUUCAUUAAUGUCGGACAAAGAAUUUUUUGGAACAAUAUUUUAUGGGCUUGGUUAUGCUCCCAGAGAUGCAAUGGAACCAAGAUGCGGUGUCAGUAAGAGGGAAAUUCUAUUAGAUUUAUCUUUAAUAUCGAAAGUCACAACUAGAAUUAGAAAUUAUGGUAUGCAGUGUAAUCAAUCCGAUUUCAUAUUAGAUUCAAUUCAAGAUCUACAACUCAACAUGACAUUGGCGAUGGGAGUAUGGAUUGGGUCUAAUGAAACUACAAAUGCUCAGCAAAUAACUUGGAUGAAGGAAUUGUUGCAAAAAUAUCCGAGAGAGUUAUUCGAAUGCAUUUUCAUUGGGAAUGAAGUAUUGUUUAGAGAAGAGCAAACUAGCAAAAGCUUAAGCGAGUAUAUUGAAGAUGCAAGGUCGUUUGCACAAGAAAUUGGCUAUAAUGAUUUACCAAUUGGAACGUCAGAAAUUGGCUCGUUGAUUGAUAAAACCUUGCUAAAAAGUUGUGAUAUCAUUGGCGCAAAUGUUCAUCCUUUCUUUUCUGGGGGCGAUGUUGAGACAGCUAGUCAGUGGGCCUUUGACUUUGUCAAGUAUCAAAUUGAACCACUAAAUGAAGGAUAUGACACUGAGAUCAUUAUAACUGAAGUUGGGUGGCCCUAUAAGGGUGGUGAAUAUGAAGCAGCAGUUGCUGAUCCUAAAUCUUUCCAGAUUUUCCUUAAUGACUGGGUAUGUGACGCUUAUGAAAAUAACUAUGGCUGGUAUUACUUUGAGGCAUUCGAUGAACCAUGGAAAAAAAUCUUCUACGAAGAUGGAAAUAAAUGGGAAACUGAAUGGGGUGUUUUUACAAAAAGUAGGAACCAUAAAAAGAAUAUAUUAUUGCCCAAUUGCUAA